Messenger RNA from Rubroshorea leprosula, 1137 nucleotides. The record is from the annotation of a GenBank genome assembly. Lineage: Eukaryota; Viridiplantae; Streptophyta; Magnoliopsida; Malvales; Dipterocarpaceae.
CACUCUUUCUCACACUUUCCAUUUACCUUGCCGGAAGACAACAUGAGAGCGCAAAGGACGCCGAUCCACACGGUAUCGACAUGGGUGAGGCGUCAACCGCCCAAAGUCAAGGCCUUUUUGGCCGUUGUGGCCGGGAUGGCGGCACUCGUCCUCCUCCGUUUCAUCGUUCAUGACCACGAUAACCUCUUCGUCGCCGCCGAAGCUGUGCACUCAAUAGGAAUCUCCGUGCUCAUCUACAAGCUCAUGAAGGAGAAAACUUGUGCCGGACUAUCUCUGAAAUCCCAAGAACUAACAGCUAUCUUCUUAGCUGUUAGGCUGUACUGCAGCUUUGUCAUGGAAUAUGAUAUACAUACCGUACUUGAUUUAGCCACAUUGGGCACUACCUUGUGGGUUAUUUAUAUGAUCCGUUUCAAACUAAAAUCUAGUUACAUGGAAGACAAGGACAAUUUUGCAAUAUAUUAUGUGGUUGUGCCUUGUGCAGUAUUAGCUCUGUUAAUUCACCCAUCAACUUCUCAUCAUCUAUUAAACAGGAUUUUCUGGGCAUUCUGUGUGUAUUUGGAAGCUGCUUCAGUGUUACCCCAACUGCGAGUUAUGCAGAAUACAAAGAUAGUUGAGCCCUUCACUGCUCAUUAUGUAUUUGCCUUGGGUAUUGCAAGGUUCCUCAGCUGUGCCCACUGGGUUCUCCAGGUUCUAGACAGUCGAGGUCACUUGCUGGUGGCCUUGGGCUAUGGAUUAUGGCCUUCUAUGGUUCUUAUCUCAGAAAUUGUCCAAACCUUCAUUUUAGCUGACUUCUGUUACUACUAUGUCAAGAGUGUCUUUGGAGGACAGCUUGUUCUGCGGCUUCCCUCUGGAGUGGUGUAAGCAAACAUCCUCUUUUCUUGUGAUUGUUGAGCUCACUGCCAUUAGAACUACAGAUGUGUAACAGAUGUAGGUCUUUGUAUGAGUUGCGGUUUCUGCUCUGAAAACGACACAGUUGUUUUUUUACUACUGGAAUGCUGGUUCUUUUGUAAAUUUAGGGCUCAGAAAACUUGAGUGGAUAUAUUUGUAUUGGAGAAACAAAGUUGGGUUAACAUUUUGUAUCAAUUUCACUAAUCUUCUGCAAGUUAAAUAUUACAAACUUUUCUGCACAUCCAAUUU